CUAGUGCAGUUUCACUUGUUCCUACUUCACUGCCAGGUGCUACAGUCUAGGUUGGAUGUCUUGGAGCGCAAACCCAGAACGGAUGACGUCAAGACGGAGAUACAAACGCAUUAUGGCAAGAUCCACCGUUUUGCCUCCAAAGCCGGAAAGCUCGCAGAAAGAUUUGACAACACUACUUUGCAAGCACGCAGUGAGUACUGGACUGGACGUGGUUGCGGCGGCUUGAGAGACUGGCAGUCUGCCAAAACGCAUUUUGGGAAUGCAAUCAAACUCGACACACCAAGCAAUGCGAACAAUCACAGCAAUUUUCAGUAUAGAGGGUUACGUCCAAAUGAACGGGCAGAUGUACCCUUUCUGCUGCAAAUUGUCACACAGCGCUGCGAUAGAUGGGUCGACAAAAUAGAAGAAGCCCGUAAGACUCUGAGUGAGCUCGAGUGUGAAGAGAUUGAUUGGGAAAAUGAAAAAGUAAAAGGUCGGCAUUGGACACCAUACCGUGGUUGCAUGAAGCGCGCCGCAAUGCAACAGGCAGUUAUAGGUCAAAAAACCAUCAAACCCAUGAACCAUUUGUUUAAUAGCGAAGGCCAACGGGCAGACAUUCUUAGCCAGGAGGAGAUCAAAAUGGUUCUGAAGAGGCUGGCCAAGCGAGAUGGCAAGUCACUCCUCUGCAGGACGCUCAACGCGGAGGAGUGGCGUUACAUUUUCCGCGGCGACUCAGCCAUGGGUAAGGACAACCUGUGUACAAACGACAGUGGUGAAAGCGAAACAAAAAAUUGUCUAACCGACAAAAUCGUUGAUCAAUCUUUGCCUUCUUCGAUCAACGCCUCUGCACAGCCAUCACCUGAAAUAUCACGUAACUUGUGCGACGAACUGGAACAAAACGAAUACCAAAGUGGCGGGGAA
This is a messenger RNA of Bipolaris maydis ATCC 48331, 900 nucleotides long. The record is from RefSeq and is a predicted model, not a curated record. Lineage: Eukaryota; Fungi; Ascomycota; Dothideomycetes; Pleosporales; Pleosporaceae.